This is a messenger RNA of Juglans regia (Persian walnut), 1412 nucleotides long. Its product is annotated as E3 ubiquitin-protein ligase FANCL. Gene Ontology annotation, cellular component: nucleus; Fanconi anaemia nuclear complex. Lineage: Eukaryota; Viridiplantae; Streptophyta; Magnoliopsida; Fagales; Juglandaceae. The record is from RefSeq and is a predicted model, not a curated record. Gene Ontology annotation, molecular function: ubiquitin protein ligase activity. Gene Ontology annotation, biological process: protein monoubiquitination; interstrand cross-link repair. The transcript is spliced from 11 exons. The coding region runs from base 252 to 1130 and encodes 292 amino acids.
GGCAUGUUUAUGCAUGAUCUGCAAUCUGCAUGCAUGUUGUCUUUUUUACGUUGUCUCAUUUGCUUGAGAAAUAUUAUCAAGCAGUAGACGUGUGUUAUACAGAAAAGGUGAAGCCAUCUGCGGUUACGGAGAGGACGGUGAAAGCGACAUAUACAGUAUGACUAUUCUUUGCGACGACAGUGGUGUUUGCUGCAACUAAUAGAGGAACGGGCUCAGCAGAUAACUUCGUAGAUUUUUCUGGCUAAAUCAAAAUGGAACAUACUGAACAGACUAGAUGCACAGAGCUGGCCAAAUCAUCUUCAGUUUACCGCUCACUGUACUCCGAGAUAGAAGAGGUCGGAUGGGAGCGUCUAGUGAGAUUAGGAGGAGAUCUGACAUUUCUCAGCUUUCGCAUCUUGGAUGCAAAGAGCAGGGUGCACUUUGUGGAAAUCGAAUUGGAUGAAACCUAUCCCAAAAGUCCACCUAGAGUAUCAGCGGAUGUACCGUAUAUUUUUGACUUGAAAUGGUCAAAAAGCUCAAGAUUAAAGGAUGUGGUGCAGCAGUUUCAAAAGCAUCUGGAGAAACUUCAGGAAUUUUGGUCUACUUUGGAUGAUAUUGACAAAUCUCUUUGGGUUGUUGACCCUAAACAGCCUUCACGUUCAAUGUGCUGUCGCCAAAUCAAUAUUGGAAAUGAUUGCUACAUCAUGUUGUAUAUAAAUGCCGAUGACCCUAAAUCUUUACCAGAGUGUCGUUUCAUGGGUCCAGGUCCAGUUGUGGAUUCAUUGAGAAGGAUAUGGCAGAGAAACAGCAGAAAAUGGACAAAAGACAAACCAUACCUGGAAAAUAUUGCAUGUCUUCUGGAGACUCAACUGCCAAGGCCCAUUGAUGUACAGAAGAAUGACCAACAGGUUGAAUGUGGAAUUUGUUAUGCUCAAUGUCUUCCAGUUGAUGAUGAGCUGGGAGUUAACAGUGGAAGCGGAACUGACUAUAGAUGUGAUAAUACUACUUGCAAUAAGGCUUUCCAUAGCGUUUGCCUUGGGGACUGGUUGCGUUCCAUCACCACAACAAGGCAGUCAUUCGAUGUUCUAUUCGGGAAUUGUCCAUACUGUUCAGAGCCAGUUGCUGUGAAAAUCACCGACUCUAGAACCUAAAUUAUAGGUCCUUAUUACCUUCUCACUCAGCAGACGUUUCCUUUCCCUGACACACCCCGCAAACAACAAAUUUUCAAGAUCAGAACUUCGCUCUUGUUGUGAGCAUCACAUUACACUGAUGCAUCUGAUAUUCUUCACUUAAUUUAUUCAUUAACAAUAGUGAGCAUACUUAUGGUAGAUUGUGGCUGCAUCCAAUGUAAGUUUGAUUUUUACUUGAGACUCUUUUGUUUCAUAAACUUAUGACCCUUCUAUCUAAUACCGAUGAUAACUUCAAUGCAUUAU